AAACUCAAAUUACUGCUCAUUUGUCCGCCCUGACCCGGACCCCCUGUCCUACAAUGGCCGCAAGCCAGACGACCUCCGCAGCCACAUCCGCAACUCCGCCGUCCCCCGCCUCCACAGCACCACCUCCAGACCUAAACCUGCGGAAUCCGUUGCCAUUAUCUGCUACACAGGAAGCUCAAGUGAGAGAUAUAUAUUACAAACGGGUGAGAGGGUAUUGCGCGCCGGAAAUAAAAGAGUGGUUUGCCGGCCGCGAGGAGCGGAGGCGGGCUCGGGAGCUGGAAGAACAGAAGACGGCAGAGAGGCGGCGAGAGGUCAUACAGAUGAUGAGGGAGGAUGAGGAGAGACGGAGAAAAGCGGAGGCAGAGAGGGUGAAGAAAGGGUGGCUAGGUUAG
This is a messenger RNA of Blastomyces dermatitidis ER-3, 392 nucleotides long. RefSeq lists its product as uncharacterized. The record is from RefSeq and is a predicted model, not a curated record. The coding region runs from base 54 to 392 and encodes 112 amino acids. Lineage: Eukaryota; Fungi; Ascomycota; Eurotiomycetes; Onygenales; Ajellomycetaceae. The transcript has 2 exons.